AUGGCUACCCCUGAGGGCCCCACCGAAGUCAAUUGUUCCAUUAAAUCAGUUGAACAAGAUAAUAGUAAUUUCAAUGAAGAAGAAGAGAAGCAGAUACAAGAAGCCAUACUAAGAUUGAGCCAAAGAGAAGAGCCGGUCAAUAUAUUAGUGAUUGGUCCCACUGGUGUUGGUAAAUCAACACUGAUCAAUGCUUUACUGGGAAACACUGUAGCUAAAGUUGGUUAUGGAGCAGGAUCAGUAACAUCAGAAGUUGAAGUAUAUGAAGGAGAAUAUAGAGGUAUAAAGUUAAGGGUCUAUGAUACUGCUGGAUUCAGUGACACAGAAGGAAAGAGCAAUGUUGCUAUUGUUAGAGAGAUUGCUGAAGAAAAAAAGUUUGAUCUGAUACUAAUCUGCAUGAGAAUGGACGGCAGAGCAGACAAAGGAGUUAAAGAUAUGUUCACGUCUCUUGGAGAUAUGAUGAAUAAGGAGAUGUGGGAGAGAA
This is a messenger RNA of Amphimedon queenslandica, 481 nucleotides long. RefSeq names its product GTP-binding protein A-like. Gene Ontology annotation, molecular function: GTP binding. NCBI's taxonomy places the organism in Eukaryota, Metazoa, Porifera, Demospongiae, Haplosclerida, Niphatidae. The record is from RefSeq and is a predicted model, not a curated record. The transcript has a single exon. Gene Ontology annotation, biological process: tRNA methylation; tRNA wobble uridine modification. Gene Ontology annotation, cellular component: cytoplasm. The annotation marks the transcript as partial.